This is a messenger RNA of Vicia faba (fava bean), 3372 nucleotides long. Lineage: Eukaryota; Viridiplantae; Streptophyta; Magnoliopsida; Fabales; Fabaceae. The record is from the annotation of a GenBank genome assembly.
AUGGCAGAUCUUGUUAAUCACAGGAAUGCAGACCGUGACAUUCAGCAGGCGUUGAUUGCUUUGAAAAAGGGUGCUCAAUUGCUUAAAUAUGGUCGUAAAGGAAAACCAAAGUUUUGUCCAUUUAGACUUUCCAAAGACGAGUUAUCAUUAAUCUGGUUUUCGAGUAGUGAAGAAAGAAGUCUGAAACUCUCUUCUGUCUCAAAAAUUAUUCCUGGACAAAGAACUGCUGUUUUCCAGCGAUUUCCGCGUCCUGAGAAGGAUUAUUUAUCUUUUUCACUAAUUUAUAACCACGGGAAGCGGUCCCUUGAUUUGAUUUGCAAGGAUAAAGUUGAGGCAGAAGUGUGGAUUGCGGGUCUCGGGGCGUUGAUAUCUUCUGCUCAAGGUGGGCGGUCCAAAAUUGAUGGGUGGUGUGAUGGAAGCCUGUAUCUUGAUGAUAGUAAAGACUUGACAUCAAAUAGUCCUAGUGAAAGUUCAGUUCGUGCUUCUCAAGACAUCAGUUCUCCCGACGUUUCUGCCAGCGUACCAAACACUUCUCCAAAGUCCUUUCAGCCUGAAAAUACCUUUAAUCUCGAAAGAUCACAUGCACCAUCAAACCCAUCAAAUAUGCAAGUGAAAGGAUCUAGUUCAGAUGUUUUUCGUGUUAGUGUUUCAAGUGCACCCAGCACGUCCAGUCAUGGGUCUGCACCGGAUGACUAUGAUGCUCUUGGAGAUGUAUACAUAUGGGGGGAGGUUAUCUCUGAGAAUAUUGUAAAAGUUGGUGCUGAUAAAAAUGUCAGUUUUUGUAGCCCGAGAACUGACAUUCUCCUCCCGAAGCCACUCGAAUCCAAUGUGGUUUUAGAUGUCCUUCAAAUAGCAUGUGGUGUUAAACAUGCUGCUCUAGUCACAAGGCAAGGUGAAAUGUUUACAUGGGGUGAAGAAUCUGGUGGACGCCUUGGCCAUGGUGUUGGGAAGAAUGUGGUUCAACCUCGUCUAGUUGAAGCAUUAGCUUCCUCAACUGUUGAUUUUGUCGCUUGUGGCGAGUUCCAUACCUGCGCCGUUACAAUGGCUGGGGAAAUAUAUACAUGGGGUGAUGGCACUCACAAUGCUGGACUUCUUGGUCAUGGAACCAAUGUUAGUCACUGGAUACCGAAGAGAAUCGCAGGUCCACUAGAGGGGCUUCAGGUUGCUUUUGUCACUUGCGGUCCAUGGCACACAGCCUUGAUAACUUCAACUGGACAGCUAUUUACAUUUGGCGAUGGAACGUUCGGUGUACUUGGCCAUGGAGAUAGAGAAAAUAUUUCAUAUCCUAGAGAAGUAGAAUCGUUAUCUGGGUUGAGGACUGUAUCUGUUGCAUGUGGAGUGUGGCAUACUGCAGCUAUUGUAGAGGUUAUUGUGACACAAUCAAGUGCAAGUAUAUCAUCUGGUAAAUUGUUUACUUGGGGAGAUGGAGAUAAGAAUCGACUAGGACAUGGAGAUAAGGACGCCCGGCUCGAACCAACCUGUAUACCUGCUCUUAUCGAUUACAAUUUUCAUAGAAUUGCUUGUGGGCACAGUUUGACAGUAGGCCUGACAACGGCUGGACGUGUUUUUACGAUGGGUAGCACUGUCUACGGCCAGCUUGGGAAUCCUCAGGCUGAUGGAAAAUUUCCCUGCUUGGUCGAAGACAAGCUUGCUGGAGAAUGUGUUGAAGAAAUUGCAUGCGGGGCUUAUCACGUUACUGUUUUAACCUCAAGGAAUGAAGUUUAUACGUGGGGCAAGGGUGCAAAUGGAAGAUUAGGUCACGGAGACGUUGAAGAUCGGAAAAUACCAACUUUGGUUGAAGCCUUGAAGGAUAGACAUGUGAAAUAUAUUGCAUGUGGUUCAAACUAUUCGGCUGCGAUAUGCUUACAUAAGUGGGUGUCCGGUGCUGAGCAGUCUCAGUGCUCUACCUGUAGACAGGCGUUUGGAUUCACUAGAAAGCGGCACAACUGUUAUAAUUGUGGACUUGUGCACUGCCAUUCAUGCAGCUCAAGGAAAGCAUUAAGAGCAGCACUUGCUCCUAAUUCUGGGAAGCUAUAUCGUGUUUGUGAUUCUUGUUAUGUAAAAUUGAACAAGGUUGCAGAAUCCAGCAAUAACAAUCGGAGAAACGCAAUGCCUCGUAUUCCAGGCGAAAACAAGGAUAGGUUAGAAAAGUCUGAGCUCAGAUUGGCGAAGUCAGCCAUGCCUUCUAAUAUGGAUUUGAUAAAGCAAUUAGAUAGUAAGGCAGCCAAACAAGGGAAAAAAGCUGAUACGUUCUCUCUGGUUCGCGCUUCGCAAGCUCCGUCUUUGCUACAGCUGAAAGAUGUUGUCUUAGCUACUGCUAUAGACGUAAAACGCACAGUCCCGAGACCUGGUUUUACACCGUCUGGAGUGAAUUCCAGAUCCGUCUCACCUUUCUCAAGAAGAUCGAGCCCUCCUCGUUCAGCUACACCCAUUCCAACAACAUCCGGACUCGCCUUCUCAAAAAGCAUUACUGAUAGUUUGAAAAAAACAAAUGAACUUUUGAAUCAAGAAGUGCUGAAGUUGCGCUCUCAGGUUGAGACCCUGAGACAGAGAUGUGAGCUGCAAGAAUUAGAGCUUAAAAAGUCAGCAAAAAAGACUCAGGAAGCUAUGGCAAUGGCGAGUGAGGAAUCUACCAAAUCCAAGGUUGCAAAAGAAGUUAUUAAGUCACUUACAGCACAGCUCAAAGAUCUGGCGGAGAGGCUUCCUCCUGGUGUCUAUGAUGCCGAUGACAUGAAACCAGCGUACCUGCCAAACGGUUUCGUCGAGACAAAUGGCAUCCACCACCGAGACUCAAACGGGGAUCCGCACCACUCAAGGGCAGAGUCGAUCAGUGGCUCCAGUUUGGCAUCCAUAGGAAUUGAAUCUUCUCUGAUGAAUAGAACCGAUAGGAAUUCACCUGGAAGCUAUGCAACUAAUCUUUACCAGCAGAGCCGGGGAUUUGUGACCUCUAAUGGGACAGAUGAUUACCGAGAUGUUAACUUGCCAAAUGGCAGUGGCACAAUCCAGACAACCAACAGUAGUGUGUCGCAUACAAUUGACGGCAGGGAUUCUGGAAAUUUCCGAGAGGAUGAGAGUGGCUCGAGAUCAAGAAAUGAUGCAUUGCCUGUUAAUAAUAAUAAUCAAGUAGAUGCAGAAUGGAUUGAACAAUAUGAACCUGGUGUCUAUAUAACUCUGGUUGCCAUGCGGGACGGAACGAGAGAUCUAAGGAGAGUGCGCUUCAGCCGUAGAAGAUUUGGAGAGCACCAAGCAGAGACUUGGUGGUCGGAGAAUCGGGAUAAGGUAUAUGAAAGGUACAAUGUUCGUAGCACAGACAAGUCGACCGGCCAAACAGCGCGGAAAGCAGAAGGUGGUGGUUCACCUGUUGUACAAUAA